Acyrthosiphon pisum (pea aphid) is the source of this 2346-nucleotide messenger RNA. RefSeq names its product fibulin-1. The transcript has 9 exons. The coding region runs from base 221 to 1516 and encodes 431 amino acids. Gene Ontology annotation, molecular function: calcium ion binding. Lineage: Eukaryota; Metazoa; Arthropoda; Insecta; Hemiptera; Aphididae. The record is from RefSeq and is a predicted model, not a curated record.
AAUAUAUUAUGUCAUGUCACCACCACGUAUCAUAUUAAUCGUAUUUAAAGCGUAAAUUAUCAUAUUAUUAUUUUGCAUUGGAAACAGCGCACCGUCCUCACACUACAUUUACUGUCCGAUAGCCGAUUUCGUCGGACGUCCGCCCGGAACAAUUAUACCAGUGUCGAAUAAUAACCGGCAAUCGUCGACCGUUGUGCAAUAUUCGGAAAAACGUUACGAAAUGAAGACUGCUGCUACGACGAUAUUGUUGGUUUUCACCUUUUCCGUCCAACACUCGUUUUCGGCCGGGGAUUUGGAAAGCACGUUAAACCAUUGUUGUAACACGGGAAAAACGUGGAGUAUGGAAAAAAAAUCUUGCAAUAUCACUCUGUCGUUCCCUUUGUUCAACGUCAACGUCGAACACAAUACGAUGUGUCUGACCACGGUUGGGGCGUGUUGUUUGCAGUCGUUGAGAGAAAUACGAUGUAACGAGGGGAAACAGGUCGGGCUGGAAAAUGGAAUUUGCAACGAAAAACCGCAAAUGGGAAGAAAUCAAGUGGAUUUCAUGAUGUGCUGUGAAAUAUGUAAAAUCGGUGUUGCUGUUGGUUCAACAAAAACGAUAUGUCAAUCAACUCCAUUGUUUCACGAACAUCAAUGGGGUGAAGUGUAUCAGUCAUGCUGCAGUAUAGCUACUACAAAAGUAAAAUCAAUUUCGACAGAAACAAAAAAAAAAUAUGUGGCAGCUGCUGAAUCAAAUGAUUGUACUCUUGGAACACAUAGUUGCACGUCCAGCGAAAUAUGUAUAAGCACAAAUAACGGAUUUGAAUGUCAACCACGCCUGCUACCAUUGACGAUGUCAAUGGUCCCUGAAAAAUUAACCAUGUACAAAAAAAAACAAAUUUGUGACCCUGGAUAUGCUUAUAAUGUGUAUGGACAAAAAUGCGAAGAUAUAGAUGAAUGUUCUCAACAACCCUGCGAAAUAAAUGAACAGUGCAAAAAUUUACCUGGAAGCUAUAAAUGUCAUUGUAAAAGUGGUUAUCAAUUGGACAAAGUAACCAAUGCAUGCACAGAUAUAAACGAGUGCCAAUUAAACUUGCACACGUGUCAAGAAUCUCAGCGAUGUGACAAUACGGCUGGUUCAUUUCAAUGUAUACGUUUCACCGGAUGCGGAACAGGGUACACGCUCGACGUCGAAUCCGCUUCAUGCAUAGACGACGACGAAUGUGCACUGAAGACAGACACCUGUGGCGUUUUGGGCCCGGAUUGGAUCUGCAGAAAUACACUGGGUUCCUUUCGGUGCGAUAAGAAACGUUGCACGGGGCCGAAUUGCCGAGUUAUUCAAGGAGCUUUUAACAACACGAAUCAAAGCAAUCGAAGUAGCGUGAGAUGCCUUCGGGGUUACGAAACGGACCAAAACAAUAAGUGCACAGACAUAAACGAAUGCAGAUUGGCCAAUCGGUGCUUGAAAAAUGAAAUGUGUAUCAACACGAAUGGAAGUUACUACUGUUUGCCCAGAUCAAAAAAUUCUUUGCGGUGAAUGUAAAAAUAUAUUAUGUUAUAAUAAUAUAAUAUUAAUGUAUACCAACAAGUUUUAUUUUUAUUAAAAGUAAAUGUAUGUUUAUAUGUUUAAUUGUUCUAAUUACGGCCUAUAAUUAACAAUCCUAAUCAUAAAAAAUCAAAUCAAAAAUCGGCCAGUUCAUUAAUUUUAAUUUUAAUAAUCAAUUUGAUUAUAUAACUAAGAGGACGUUACACAGAUAUAUUUAAAUAUUUUGUUGUCUCCGUCUUACAAGUGCGUAACAUACCAAAUUUUACGCUCAGCAGAUCACGUUUAGCUCCGUUAGAUUAAAAAUUAUAAUGAAUUUACUUCUUACAUAAUUUAAUAAAAGGUUAUUAUGCAGGGCAUCUCAUAGGCCUAUUGUUAUAUUUGUAUUUUAAAGAAAGUUAUGAUUAUUUUAAAAUUGUAAAUUGUUUGUAUAUCUUAAAAUAUAACUAUAACUCACUUUAAAAUUAAAAUAUAACAAAAAUCCUAUGAAAUAUUCUAGAUAAUAAUCUUACGUUUAAAUUUGAUAAGAGGUCAAUUUUAUCUAAUUUUUAAACUAACGGUGCUAACCUUUUAUGUUAUACAUACGUAUGUUAUAUUGUUGUAAGACGGAGAGAACAAAUGUCGAAUUGGAAUUGUAUAACUACAAUUAAUCAUUAUUUAUCACUAUAAAACUGUAAAACGAUGUUUGUAGCCUAUAUAAUAUAUAUUAUACAAUUUUUUUUUAAUGUUAAUAGCAAUUCUCAAGAUUGGUUGUAGCUCAGAUAAAUGUAUUAAAGUUUAGGUUAAUUGUUUUUAAUAUGAUAAUAUAUUAUGUUAUACCGAUA